Messenger RNA from Gambusia affinis (western mosquitofish), 1686 nucleotides. It is a transcript of the gene tufm, whose product is annotated as Tu translation elongation factor, mitochondrial. The transcript is spliced from 10 exons. Gene Ontology annotation, cellular component: mitochondrion. Gene Ontology annotation, molecular function: GTPase activity; GTP binding; translation elongation factor activity. The coding region runs from base 54 to 1394 and encodes 446 amino acids. The record is from RefSeq and is a predicted model, not a curated record. Gene Ontology annotation, biological process: mitochondrial translational elongation. Lineage: Eukaryota; Metazoa; Chordata; Actinopteri; Cyprinodontiformes; Poeciliidae.
UCAGAGUAUCCUCUUGAAAUUGUCAUAAUCUUUGGUUUGCUUAACUAUCCAAGAUGGCGGCGCUUGUGGGGCUGCGUGCCUGUUUCUCUGGCCUUCAGCUUACUUCUCCAAGCCUUCUGCACAGCUCGUUCAAACUCUGUGCUGUGCCUCUGAGUCGGCGGACCUUCGCGGCUGAGGCCAAGAAGACGUACAGCAGAGAGAAGCCUCACGUGAACAUCGGAACCAUCGGCCACGUCGAUCACGGCAAAACCACCCUCACCGCGGCCAUCACAAAAGUGCUCGCUGAUGCUGGUGGUGCAAAUUACAAAAAAUAUGAGGACAUUGACAAUGCUCCAGAGGAAAAGGCCAGAGGAAUUACCAUCAACGCCUCUCAUGUGGAGUACACGACAGCCAACAGACAUUACGCCCACACAGACUGCCCCGGCCACGCUGAUUACGUCAAGAACAUGAUCACGGGCACAGCCCAGAUGGACGGCUGCAUCCUGGUGGUGGCGGCCACCGACGGCCAGAUGCCUCAGACGCGGGAGCACCUCCUGCUGGCCAGGCAAAUCGGCGUUGAGCACGUGGUGGUUUUCAUCAACAAGGCCGACGCCGUGGAGGACCGGGAGAUGCUGGACCUGGUGGAGAUCGAGAUCCGCGAGUUGCUCACAGAGUUCGGCUACGACGGCGAGAACACUCCCGUUGUGAUCGGCUCGGCUCUCUGCGCCCUGGAGAACAAGCGGCCUGAACUGGGAGAAAACGCGGUGAUGAAACUCCUGGAGAUUGUGGAUUCCUACGUUCCUCUGCCCAAAAGAGAGCUGGAAAAGCCUUUCCUCCUGCCCAUCGAAGGGGUUUAUUCUAUCCCAGGCAGAGGGACCGUCGUGACCGGGACGUUGGAGAGAGGCCUGAUUAAGAAAGGAGACGACUGUGAGUUUGUAGGUCACAACCGUUCCUUCAAGACUGUGGUUACAGGUAUCGAGAUGUUCCACAAGUCUCUGGACCGGGCCGAGGCCGGAGAUAACCUGGGCGCUCUGGUUCGAGGCCUGAAGAGGGAAGACGUGAGGAGAGGGAUGGUGAUGUGUAAGCCGGGGUCCAUCAUGCCGCACCAGAAGGUCAAAGCACAGGUUUAUGUUCUGAGUAAGGAGGAGGGAGGCCGACACAAGCCAUUUGUCACCAACUUCAUGCCCGUCAUGUUUUCCUUCACCUGGGACAUGGCCUGUAGGGUCACUCUACCUGGAGACAAGGAAAUGGUGAUGCCAGGAGAGGACACGUCGUUGACGCUGACGCUUCGCCAGCCCAUGGUGCUGGAGACAGGCCAGAGGUUCACUCUGAGAGACGGAAACAGAACCAUCGGUACCGGCCUGGUCACAGAAAUCCUGACCAUGACUGAUGAAGAUCAGUGCAACUGGGGCUGAAGGGGGGGAAAUCCGCAGAGAUGGCUGGACGGGGCUGGGAACGUAAGAGCUCAACGUGAUACUGUAGGGUGGGGAGGAGGGAGGGAUCUGUUCGUGGGACGGCUGGGAGUUUGUCAAAUCGGACGAAUUUAUUCAACAGAAACACAGAAAACUGAAAUAAAAGCUGAGAUAACACAGAAACGCAAGCAUGUGUUAAGCAGUUCCUCUCAACCAAAAUACCUAUAAUGUGCAACUUAGACUUUGUGUUGGUCAAAAUUGUCAUUUGUGUAAUAAAAUGUAUUUAAUAAUAAAA